Molecule: messenger RNA, 2241 nt
Organism: Didymodactylos carnosus
Lineage: Eukaryota; Metazoa; Rotifera; Eurotatoria; Philodinida; Philodinidae
Source: the annotation of a GenBank genome assembly
AUGAACGAAAAUUUUACAUGGUUUGACGAAUUACAAUUUAACUCUUUGAACAAUCAACAAACUUACGUUACAAAACAAGAUUUUCUCUUACUAAACAAAAAAAUUGUUGCCACAGAACUGAUAGUCAAUCGUUAUUUAGAAGCAAAAAAAGCAUUGCAGUCCUUACAAAAUGAAAAUGAUCAAUUGAAGCAACGACUUGAUCAUGUUACAAAUGAGUGUUGCUUAUUUGGAAAACAAAUUGCAGAGUGUACAGAUGAAUAUGAUGCAUUAAAAAGAGAUUAUGAUUUACUGAAUGAAGAGAAAAACGCUUUGCAAAAAGAAUUUGGAAUAAUAAAAGAUCAAAAUACGGCGUAUUAUCAUGAACUAAUGGUUAUGGACCAAUAUCAUUCAUUGAAAGGAACAAAUGAACAGUUAAGAAAAGAGUUAGAACGUUGUAAAAAAGAAAAAUCAAAACUCAAUUACAAACUACAACAAAGCUCGUAUAAUAACACAAAUGACCCAUAUCAAACUGAAACUGCUUUGAAAGUGUCGAUGAAAUCAAUACGUGAAUUGAAACUGGCACUAGGGCGUUUAGUGAACUUUUUACACGCAAAAAAAAUUGCCAUUCCCACAUCUUUAUAUAUUCGUUCGAUAUUAAAAGCUCACACGAUUGAUGAUGAUUUUAUGGAAAUGGAAGGAGAAUUUACGUUAAGACCAACAGAACCGAUACAACAGAUAAAAUCAGGUGUGACCUUGUUAAAUAAUCAAGACGAAAACGAUGUGAAAAAUAAUGACGAUUUUAUUGAUGUUCAACCGACCAUGGCUACUCAGCUUUCUCAACAACAGCAACUGCCAAUGCAAUCCAAAUCAAAGUCGCAAAAAUCUCCUCAGAAACAAAUGGAAACAAAAAAACGACGAAAACGUCCAACAAAAGGAAAACGACAUACAAAAGAUGAAACGGACGAUUUAAUUAAUGAAUUAAAAAACGCCUUAUCGCAAUACGAAGAACCAGAAAAAAAAGAAACAGCAACACUAGAGCUGUCAGCAUUAAUGAACGACUUUUUCGGUGAUUUUGACACUCAUGGAAUAGAUGCCGAUCAACAACCAGUAACAUAUGUACAACCACCAAUAAUCGAUAAUAAUGCACCUAAAAGUUUUUCAAAAUUAUUAUCUGGCUAUGAGACUGAAGACGAAGAUGCGUUCACAUUUAUUGACCAAAGACAACCGAAAACAGUCAAAACAUCGAAGGAAAAUAGUGGAAAGAGAGACGGUGAAAGAAAAACAAAACUGGCGUCUGUUAUUACGCAAGAUCCAUUAUUGAACAUCACUGAUCAAGAAAUUGAUGGACCAAUACUUAGUUCUGUUAAGUUUUCAAGCGCUGUUGAUAACGAAAUAACAAACUAUGAACAAAUUCGAAUGCAAAGCUUUUUUUCCGACAAUGAUAAAAUUCAGUCCGAUUCCAACAGUUCCAAUACCAGUACAAUAGUGUAUGAUAGUCAAAAAACUAUCUCAAAAAACUGUGACAUAACACGUAGUUCGAUAACAACGUUAGUCAAAACUGUAAACAGUGAAAUUCUGAUUGAAAAUGAAAAGAUUCAAUCCUCCAUUACUAAAGAAAUAGUCAAUCAACAAUUGCAAACACAAAAUAAUAGAUUAUCAACUCAAAUAGAUAUUUUAUAUACAACAGAAAUGGAAGAUGAUGAUCGUAAAGAAGAAAAAGAGAAAAUAACGAUUAGUCCAAUCGAAGAAGUUGAAAAGAUAAGUGUUGAACAAGAAAAACAUUAUGAUGAUAUAACAAUCAUAAGAGAUAUAUUUACAAAUAUUAUUGAAGAUAUUGAAGGAAAAAUAGCAUAUGAGGCCAAAUGUUUACUUGUCAAACGUAUUUUCAGGUUCACACAAGAUAUUCAAAUAUCAUUGUUAUCAUCAGCUAUUGUUCCAGAGAAUAAAGAGAAAAUGGUCAAGCGUAAAUCAACUACGGUGCUUAAAAGUAAUACUCAGACAAUUCCUAUUACUAUGGAAAUUUCUGAUACAAAAGUCGUCCACAAUUCUAUUGUCUCGAAGGUUGAUUCAAUGAUGAUUCAGCAUGUCCAUGAGCAUGAAUCAAUAAAACAACGUAUUAAUGAUCAUACAUUUACUAAUAGUAAUCUCAAUGAAAUCGUUAAUUUAUCGUCUGACUUCGAUAUUGUACAUGUUAUUUGCGACAAAUGUCCUCUAACAAAUGAAGACAACAAACAGUUAAAAGGUACAUUUUGUAUAUAUUGA